Messenger RNA from Coregonus sp. 'balchen', 3767 nucleotides. The record is from the annotation of a GenBank genome assembly. NCBI's taxonomy places the organism in Eukaryota, Metazoa, Chordata, Actinopteri, Salmoniformes, Salmonidae.
UGACGUCAGAUGUGGGUCACGGUGAAGUCACAUGAAGCAUUUCUAGCAUAAUAACAUUUCCAUCUCGUUUUUGCAGAUUCUUUGUCAAACAUUACUAUUAAACAAAGUAAUAGCUAGUUAACCAAAACGAUAAAAGCAUGGACGAGGACGGUUUACCGAUUGUGGGAUCUGGAAUAGAUCUGACCAAGGUGAGUGUUUUCCGUAGCCGAAGUUAUCUUGGUGGCUACUGUAGCUAAAUUAGUCAUGAUAGCUUCAGCUUGUUUUGUAAACAAGCUGAAUGACUCUCAGACAAAGAAUGCAAUCAAGUAAAUGUUGUAUCAAAUGAGUAUGUGUAGUAAAUGUUUUUGAACUCCCCAUCUCUGUAAGUAAAUAAACAUAGCAUUUUCUUCAUGAUAAUGAAUGCUAUGGUCCCAGGUCCCAGCCAUACAACAGAGGAGAGUCGUUGCCUAUCUCAACCAGUUCAUAGUCCACACUGUCCGGUUCCUCAAUCGUUUUUCGACAGUUUGCGAAGAGAAACUUGCUUCCAUAUCUCUUCGGAUACAGCAGAUUGAAACUACCCUCAGCAUUUUGGAAGCAAAGGUAGGUAACCCAGCUCCUGUAUGUGUUUUGUAUACAAUAUUAUAGGACUUUACUCUGUCUUUGAUGUUGUUGUACUGUUAUGUGCAUUGCUGCUCUGGGCAUACCAAUAUGAUAAGGUCAGUGCAUCCUGAUUUUGUUCUAUGUAGCUAUCCUCUAUUCCUGGUUUGGAGGACGUCAGGGUGGAGGGUGUUGGUCAGCGGCCAGCUACAGAGGUCAACGGUCCAGUCGCAGUCGUGGUCCCAAGUCAACCACAGACCCCUAUAGCUGUGGCUGUGCCAUUGCCACCUCCUGAGGUAGCCCCCCCCCCCCACACCCCCACACACACACUCACACUCACACACAUACAGAGCCUUCAGAAAGUAUUCAUACCCCUUGACUUAUUCCACAUUUUGUUGUGUUACAGCUUGAAUUCAAAAUGGAUGAAAAAAAUAUAUAUAUAUUCUCACCCAUCUACAAACAAUACCCCAUAAUGACAAAGUGAAAACAUGUUUUUAGAAAUGUUUGCUAAUUUAUUGAAAAUGAAAUACAGAAAUAUCUAAUUUACAUAAGUAUUCUCACCCUUUUGCUAUGACACUCCAAAUUGCGCUCACGUGCAUCCAAUUUCCUUUGAUCAUCCUUGAUGUCACUACAACUUGAUUGGAGAUAGAAUUGUGAUGAGGCAUAUAUCUGGGGAAGGGUAUAAAACCAUUUCUAGAGUGUUGAAAGUUUUCAAGAGUACAGUGGUCUCCAUAAUUGGGAAAUUGAAAAAAUAUGGAACUACUCAGACUCUGCCUAGAGCUGGUCGUCCGACCAAAUGGUCAAGAAGGACCUUGGCCAGGGAGGUCACAAGAACCGAAUGACCACUCUGACAGAACUACAGAGUUCCUUGGUUGAGAUGGGAGAACCUGUCAGAAGGACAACAGUCUCUACAGCACUUCACCAAUCUGGGCUUUAUGGGAGAAUGGCCAAACGGAAGCCACUCCUGAGAAAAAGGCACAUGACAGCACGCCUGGAGUUUGCAAAAAGGCACGUGAAAGACUCUGAGAUUAGAAGGCAAAAGAUUCUGUGGUCUGAGACAAAAAAGCAUCACCAAUCUAACACCAUCCCUACUGUGAAGCAUGGUGGUGGCAGCAUCAUGCUAUGGGGAUGCUUUUCAGCGGCAGGGAGACAGGUAAGGAUAGAGGGAACAAUGAAUGGAGCUAAAUACAGGCAAAUCCUUGAUGAGAACCUGCCUCAGAGUGUAAAUGACCUUAGAAUGGGACAAUGAUUUACGUUGCAACAGGACAAUGACCCUAAGCAUACAGUCAAAGCAAUGCUGUAAUGGCUUCAGAACAAGAAUGUGAAAGUACUUGAGUGACCGAGCCAAAGCCCAGACUUGAAUACCAUGCAAUCUGUGGAAAGACUUGAAGAUGGCUGUUCACCGCCACUCCCCAUCUAACUUAACAGAGCUUGAGAAAAUCAGCAAGGGAGAAUGGGAGAAAAUCCUCAAAUCCAGAAGUGCAAAGCUGAUACAGACACCCAAGACAACUCACAGCUGUAAUUGCUGCCAAAUGUGCUUCUACAAAGUGUUGACUCGGGACAUGUUUUCAUUUUUAUUUUUUUUAUUUUACAUUUUAGUCAUUUAGCAGACGCUCUUAUCCAGAGCGACUUACAGUUAGUGAGUGCACAUAUUUUUCAUACUGGCCCCCCGUGGGAAACGAACCCACAACCCUGGCGUUGCAAGCGCCAUGCUCUACCAACUGAGCUACAGGGGACCUUUUCACUUUGUCAUUAUGGAGUAUUGUGUGUAGACGCAUGAGAAAAAAAUCUAUUAAAUCCAUUUUGAAUUCAGGCUGUAACACAACAACAUUCGGAAUAAGUCAAGUGGCAUGAAUACUUUCUGAAGGCACUACACACACAGUAAUUCUGGAAACCAUGUGUUUGAUGUAUUUGAUACCAUUCCACUGAUUUCGCUCCAGCCAUUACCACAAGCCCGUCCUCCCAAAUUAAGGUGCCACCAACCUCCUGUGAUUUCAACAUAUUCGUGUUUAAAUAAAUUGUUGAUGGAACAAUAAGUUAAAGACAUGGUAUAUUUGUUUAUAUUUGUGCAUGAUGGAAAUACUGAAUUGCAGUAUUGACUCUAUUGUAGGCCUCUCCAAACAUACCAGAACCAGGAUCAGCCGAGGCAGCAGGAGAGUGUUGGAUGACUGUGGCCAAGGAUCCACGCUAUGCCAGAUAUCUCAAGAUGGUGCAAGUGGUAGGUCUCUAUACAUUUUCAUAUUCUGUAGAAAUGUGAAAUCUGUUCAAUGAAAUCAGUCAUGUAGAAAACAUUUCAAACUACAGGGUGUUCCAGUUAUGGCGAUAAAGAAUAAAAUGGUCCAGGAAGGUUUGGAUCCCAACCUGCUUGAGUGAGUGUGCUUACAUUACAUCUUUGUAAUAUCUGUAUUCUCGUUCCUCAUAAUCCACAUCUGAAUCUUUCUGAUGGCAUAAAAUGGUGGUCCUACAUGUAUUUGAAGUAACAAUGGUGAUUCCUAAAUGCUUCUGUUUGCAGCACACCAGAUGCACCUGUGCCUGAUGCAGGCAAAAAGAACACAGUGGAUCAAGAUGAUGACAGCGAUGAUGGCAGUGAGUCAUCUUUCAGCGAUUGAUCUGCUGUCUUAGCCAUGAAGCUGCCUAUAGGGAACUUCCUUCCCUGUCAUCUGUACUCCAGGCCUUUUGUAUUGUGCUGCAGCAGGUGCACAGAAGGACUAGAUGCCAGUGUGUGCUUGACAGGCAGAACUACAGUGCUACCAGACAGAAAGUCCCACUUCUGUGGAUGAUCUGCAGGGAUGCAUGGGACUUACAAAAACAGGCACAUUGUUAAGUAGCUGAAAUGCAUUGUAGAUUGAGUGAAUGUCAACGAGAAAGAGCUGAGAAUGUCUAUAUCCAGGUCAGCCACUGACCUUAUUGUGAAUGUUAUAUUUUUGUUGCCAUUUCUUUUCCUGACACAUUUGAUUGGUCAUGGACAUUAUGUUUCUUUAUUUACAUAGUUUAGCAGUAAAACACAUGGAAUCACAACCAUGGAAAGUACUAACCAGAUAAUCAAUUAGUAAUUUAUCAUUAUUUUCUUUAGUCUGCACUGGGCAAACAUGCCUCUGCCCCAUGCCAGUAUCAUGUGAACAUUCCAAUGCCUUUGAAAGAGAUUGUGGGGCGGCAGGCAGCCUAGCCGUUAAGAGCGUUGGGCCAGUAAC